AUGAAUGCUUUGGUUGUUUGGAUUGCUAAAAACUGCAACCCCGUUAACAUAGUAGAUGAUGAUAGACUAAGGGAAAUCAUUCGAACUGCAUCAGGAGACACCUCAUACAAUCUGCCCUCGAGAGGAACCAUCAUGUCAAAAAUACACACUUUGUAUGAAGAUGAGAGGGCACGGAGGAUGAACAUGAUAGAGCAAGCGACGCAAAUCACGCUCACAGGGGACCACUGGACUUCUGUCAACAAUGACAACUACUUAGGCGUCACAGCGCACUUCAUUGAUAAAGAAUGGAAACUGCAAUCAUUUGCACUAACUGUGAGCAAAACAGAAGAACGAAACUACGCUGAGGCAUGUGCUGAUUAUUUUCUCAAUGUCACCAAAGAAUGGAAAAUUGAGGAAAAGCUAACCACACUUGGCACUGACAGUGCGCGUAACAUGGUCGCUGCUGCGAGACUGCUUCCAUUUGAACACCUGCCCUGCACGGCCCACAUUUUGCAACGAACUGUCACGGUUUCCAUUCACGGCAGUGGAUUCGAAAGUGUUCUAGCCAAAUGCCACAAGAUUGUCGGGCACUUUAAGCAUAGUCCAUCAAAUUCUCAGGAGUUAAAGGAACAGCAAGUUGCAUGUGAACAGAAGCAAGAAUCACUAAUUCAGGAUGUUACAACAAGAUGGAAUUCGACCCUAGAAAUGGUCAAGAGAAUCCAGCAAAACAAAUCUCCAAUGACCACUACCCUGACUCAGCAAAAGAGCAGUGUUGCCAUGUUGACUGCACAGGAGCUUACCAAACUGCAAAAACUGGAGGAACUGCUUGAACCUUGCAAAUAUGUAACUGAACUGCUAGGUGGAGAGCAGUAUGUUUCCUGUUCAGUGGUGCUGCCAGCCUUGUGCCACUUGUUCAAAAUUAUGGAGUCCACAGAAGAUGAUCCAGUCUACGUAGUUAAAUUCAAAAAUGAUUUUACCACAGACCUAGCUAAAAGGAAGGACAGCACAAACCUCACAUGGCUGAAGUUUGCUACUGCUUUUGACCCAAGGUUUAAAGACCUGAAGUGUCUUCCCAAAGAUGAAAGGAAUGAGGUGUGGACUUCAGUAAGCAACCAGGUAAUGGCAACAAGUCCUGGAAAACAACAGUCUAACGAGACAGCAGAGCAACAGUCACCAAAGAAGAGAAGGAUGUCUGUCUUGCUGGUUACUUCUGAUUCAGAGACAGAUGAAGACGAAGAGUCCAUAGAACAAUGUCUGAACCGCUACAAAGCAGAGCCCAAAAUGGACAUGGAGGGGUGUCCACUACAGUGGUGGGCAAAGAGAGAAGCAACACAUGCCAGGCUGGCACCCAUUGCAUGCAAGUAUUUGUCAACCCUUGCAACCACAGUGCCUUGUGAGAGGUUGUUCUCGCUCUCAGGUCACAUCGUUCAAAAGAAAAGAGCUACAUUGUCCCCUGAUAAUGUCAACAGACUGGUCUGUCUCAGCAACUGGCUGAAUGUGAAGGAGGACUAA
This is a messenger RNA of Onychostoma macrolepis, 1491 nucleotides long. RefSeq names its product E3 SUMO-protein ligase ZBED1-like. The transcript has 2 exons. The record is from RefSeq and is a predicted model, not a curated record. The coding region runs from base 1 to 1491 and encodes 496 amino acids. Gene Ontology annotation, molecular function: protein dimerization activity. NCBI's taxonomy places the organism in Eukaryota, Metazoa, Chordata, Actinopteri, Cypriniformes, Cyprinidae.